Molecule: messenger RNA, 2128 nt
Organism: Aplysia californica (California sea hare)
Lineage: Eukaryota; Metazoa; Mollusca; Gastropoda; Aplysiida; Aplysiidae
Product: kelch-like protein 21
Exons: 6
Coding region: 101-1846 (581 amino acids)
Molecular function (GO): protein binding
Source: RefSeq, a predicted model, not a curated record
CUAGAUCUAGAUCUAGAAUCUUGAUGGCUGGCACUGCCCGACACAAUUUGACAUCUAAACACUUUUCACGAAUAGAUUAGGAAGAGAGCCCUUUUAAGAAAUGGAUAAUGUUGAUCUGAGCUGUGAUUCUGGAGAUACCGCCUCUCAGUCGUGGUCAGUAUGUCCUUCACUGGAUGAGCGACCCACAGACCUGGACCUCUAUGUGGAGGGUUGCUGUUUUCAUGUCCACAAAGAUGUUCUGGAACAGUCUUGUGAUUAUUUCAAGGCCAUGUUUCAAUCACAAAUGCUGGAGCAGACUAAAAGAGAAAUAAAAUUACACUCCGUGCAAUGUGAGCCAUUCAAAGUACUGGUGGAAGCCUUUUAUUCUGGAAGCUUGAGUUUAAAUACAAGCAAUAUGUUCAGCGUUGCAGAGACUUUGCAGAUGUUGCAAGUCAAAGAAACACUUUCUGAUCAGUGUAUUGAAUAUUUUCAACAGACCAUAAACUAUGACAAUUGUUUUGAGAUUUUGUUCUUUGCUGAUCAGUAUAGUAUACAGGACAUAUAUGAUGAGGCAAGGAGAUUCUGUCUGGCUUAUUUCAUUGAGGUGUGGCAUCAUUCUUCAUUUUCUUCUUUGACAAGUGAACAGUUGGUGAAUUUUCUGUCAGAUGAAAAUCUUUGUGUGGAUCAUGAAGCUGAGGUCUUACAGGCUCUGAAGAAAUGGUUCCACAAAAAUCCCAGUCACCAAGACAAGACAGCCGAGAUCCUCUCCUCAUGUCUGUGGCUCAGAGACCACCCCAAAGCCUUGGAGAUCACCACUAAAGCUGUCAUAAGUGCAGAUUCCCAGCUGUUCCAGAAAGAAAUUCCCGAUAUAUUCGCUUCUAGACCGAGGCAAGAGAGUGUUCUCAUGUUCUGGUCACUCCUGACAUCGACAGAGGCCAGUGGCUUGGUGGACCUGGUCAAGCUGUGUCCAGAUACCUCUCGAGGUCUUCUCCUCGACAGCAUGAGGACGGUGCUGGAGCUUCCUGGCUGCGAUGUGGGCUCGGCUUUGUGUUGUAGAGGUCCAUAUGUUUAUCUGUCCGGUGGCGGGCCUGGGUUUGGCAAAGUGAACUGGAUCCGAAAACUGUGGAGAUUUGACUGUAGCUGUGAGAGUGACCGAUGGCAGGCAGUUGGGGAGUUGUUUGAGACACGACGUCACCAUGCCAUGGUUGCCAUUGGCAACAAGCUCUAUAUCUUUGGCGGAUUUGGAAAAUUCAGAGUGAAAAACUCUGAACUGGACUGUUUUGAUCUGGAGAAAAAGAGCUGGCACCGCCUGCAGCAAAUGCCGACUCAUGAGAUUAAACCAGUGACAGCCGUCCACUACAACACAUUCUACUACAUAGACUCAGGGUGGGAAGUCUAUGCGUUCAGUUCCGACACUGAGAGGUGGAGUAUGCUGGAUAGAAGUGCCCUUCUGAAGCCUGUUCCCACCUGUCCUGUUGCCAUACACAUUGUUCCCGGCGUUCCUUUAGACUACUUCGUCGUUCUUGCUCAAGAUGAGCGACUACAUCUGUCUGUGUUUAGACGGCCUCAUUCGGGUGAAUUAGGCACAGCGUUGUACCAAGACUCACUGGAAUGUGAGGGAAAAUUAAAAUAUUCCGUGGUUGAAUCCAGAAGGUUACUCAUAUUUCUGGAACGAAAGGAUGAAGACUUUGGUGCCGAGGACAUGAGCGGGGAUGAGGAAUUCUCAAUUAUGGUGAAAUCUUACGAUGUGGGAGAGAGGAAACUGUCGGAAUAUCGUACUCUGAGAAAUAUAAAAAAAGCCCAGAAUGUUGUGACUGUUCCCGAGCUGCCCGUGUCUUUCCGAAUCGGUGCCCCAGUGUCUUUAUGAGACGGGCAAAGAACACUGUGUAUGAAAGUGUCUUUUCCUCAUGGUUCGGGGGGGGAAUGAAGUGCGGUGCUAUUUUAUAACACAACUCUGGGCGUGCCAAUUGUUUAUUUCAUGGGAUUGUCUCAGUGGAAGGCUUGGCUAUGGUAAAAAUUGAUCCCUCAGAUUGUUUGUUUGAGUCCACCCUAAACACAACGGACUUGACUCUUACUACAUACUAAAUAGAUCAGACCAGGUCACAAUCUUUAGACUCCGUUGUGGCCACAACCGACUCAAACACCAUAU